Molecule: messenger RNA, 204 nt
Organism: Plasmodium inui San Antonio 1
Lineage: Eukaryota; Apicomplexa; Aconoidasida; Haemosporida; Plasmodiidae
Exons: 2
Coding region: 1-204 (67 amino acids)
Source: RefSeq, a predicted model, not a curated record
AUGUGCUCUAUAAUUCAGCGCGUCAUCGUUGCCUGUAUAACUCCCCGAUUCUACAAAUAUAUCCUAUGGGAGAAGGAAGAAAAUAAGAUAGCCAGCGAAGUAACACUAGCUCAACUUCUAAAAAGACACCAUAGGAAGAAAAUAAGAGAAGACGCCGUAAAGAAACCCAAACAGAACAAGAUUACCACAGGAACAAGGAAAUAA